Messenger RNA from Sycon ciliatum, 2772 nucleotides. RefSeq lists its product as uncharacterized. The transcript is spliced from 13 exons. Gene Ontology annotation, cellular component: cell surface; extracellular region. Bases 226 to 2331 code for a protein of 701 amino acids. The record is from RefSeq and is a predicted model, not a curated record. Gene Ontology annotation, biological process: anatomical structure development. Gene Ontology annotation, molecular function: signaling receptor binding. NCBI's taxonomy places the organism in Eukaryota, Metazoa, Porifera, Calcarea, Leucosolenida, Sycettidae.
ACUUCCGAGGCAGCUCCUGUCCUCGACUCAGAAAUCUUUGCUGCUUGAACGAAGCAGGAGGUGUUUUAAUAGCUGCGCUACCGACAGUGUUUAGUGGGGAAGGAGAAGUCCACCUCGAGUCGACGGAAAGCACUUAAUUGUUUUGCAAGUGCCUCGCUUAGCCGCGAUACGGCGUGAGCUCGUCCUUCGUUCCUACCGGCCAUUGUUGCUGAUUGCAAGAUCAAGAUGUUGUCUCGAAACUUGUCCCUACUGCUCCUCCUUUGCUCAUGGAUGGCAUGCGUGAGUAUGGUGGAAGCGAUUGAAAACGACGGCGAGUGGAGGUACUACUUCAGCAGUGGAUCUCGCCACCUGUUUGCCGUUCAGGCCGACCUGACCAAGAAAACUACGCCGCAUGCAGCUGCUACUGCCUGUGCCGACAUGGGCUACUCGUUGCUGCACAAGCUCGCUCUACAGCACGAACCGCGGGUCUUCCAGAAGUUUGGCCUCUUUCACAAUGACGACCACACCGUCCUGUUCCACGGUCACCAAAUGGCCCACAAGGAGGGCAACGAGGUGGUGGUGAAGCACGUAGACGCCAGCAGGGAAUUCCUGAAACUAUGCGUCAUCAGAUGUGUCCAUGGAUAUUUCUUGGAAAAUCAAUGCCUCUGCAGGUCAGGGUACACCGGUGCCAGCUGUGAAACCCUUUUGCAGGAGACUGCCUGCCUUGCGAAGACCACUCCAGGACUUUGCCCUCUAACGAACUGCAAGAAUGAUGAGAAGGACCCUUACAAUGUUUAUCACUGUGACAAAGGUUUUAUGAAAGGAUACAGAGUCCACCAUGCAAGAAAGAGGAAUGAUCCACGUACUAUCAUCUUGCGGCCCACUAAGUCUACCUGGUCGAGUCCCUCCGACCCGGAAUUUUAUUUCACCCGAGAACAAGGCAAGCGACUGUGCGCCAAAUCGGCAACUGAAGUGUACGACUACCAGCUGCUGACCGUGGCCCGUUUCAACAGGUUGUACCAUUCUGGGUCGGAUUUCCGCAGUGUUCUGCAAAACGCCGGAAUGCUGGGCCGCGGCGACCAGGACACGUACCUGCUAAGCGAUGGAGUCGCCCGAGUGCAACGUGGAGAGGUGCUCACAGCCGCUGGGGCCCCGCACGAUUUAACCGCCAUUGGGGCCAGAUACAGAGCGGCCUGUUUCCGUGUGGAUUGCGGUGGUAUAGGCUGCUUUUGUGAGGAUGAUAGGUUCAAGGGUACUAACUGUGAUCAGCUGAUCAAGAAACGCGACAAUGGACAUCUCAAAUACAGUUUUUCUGGAGUGCCUGAUUUGGGAGGACAACUCGUGGUGUUUGGUAGCGAACAUCACUUCCACCACAACCAGGCAGAGCGAAUGUGCAGAGAUGCCAAUGCACAACUGGCAGAUGCAGAGCUCAUGAAGACUAAAUGGGGAGCCGUGAUCCUCAACAAACUGCAGAAGGUGAACCACCGACGGGUAUAUUCGAGUGAGUCGCAUUACUGGCUGCAGGGCGGAGAGACAAUCCAGCCGAGUCGUGCAACGCAAAUUCAAGAUGGUAGUCGUCAAGCUCGAGCUCGCCUUCUCUGCAUCCGCUUCUGCAUGAAUGGACAUGCCGUCAACAGGGGCACCUGGCGUUUCUGCGUGUGCCGCAAAGGCUUCACUGGGAAACAAUGCCGAAUAAGGGUCUGCGUGCAUGGCACGCCCAACAGCAAAGGAGGCUGCAGCUGUUUACCAUACUUUAAGGAGCCAGGCUGCGCCGAGCGCACAUCAUUGGUCAUUCGUCAUACCUACGGGCUUGCUCACAUCCGCCACCAGUACUACGUGUUCAAGGAUACACGGAAAACCAACGGAGAAGCCGUAGCCUUCUGCAAGAAGUACAAGAUGGUCCUGCCACGACCCUACCUCCAACCUGUUGUCAGGGGCAUCACCUUGUUGUACAAAGUGGACCUGACCUGGCUCUUUCCUUCCCCGCAUCCGAGAACUUCCGAUGGAGAACACCGCCACGCGCACGAAAGAAGGGGUGUCAUCUGCGUUGCUGGAGGCUUUUACGAAUGCAAAAAGUAUAAUGUAGUCCUCCACUACAUGGAUAAUGGUCAGCGCAACUUUGAGCAAGCUAACUAUGCUUGCCAACAUCAUCGCAUGCAUCUCGUCUCCUUAAACGGGCAAACAUGCCUUCCUGAGUUUAUGCGCCAGAUGGGCAUAAGAGGGGAGUACAGCAUGUGGCUUCAGAAUAAACUUUCCAUGCAGUCCAGAAAGCCAAGGAGGAGUCACGACUACCAAAUUACACCCCCUUCUAUGAAAAUGAAGUACCUGAUUUGUGAAGUUGUAAUGACCUAAUGGCCAUCGUUGACAUGCUCCCUGGAGAUUGAGCCGGCUGGUCUUUCGUACUUCCUGCCGCCAGGCUAUUUGGAUUGCUGCGACCCCGAUCGCACUAAUGAAUCUUCUUCUUUCUUUAUUUGAAAAACCAUCACCCUAAUUUGGACAGUUCGAACUGGGUUGCCACAUGCAGCCUAGUAUGAAAUCCUGCAGGGCGGUGGACGGCAUUUGCCUUCUCCGCCUAACCCUGUGAGAACUGUCGAAACUGCUCUGUAAAAGCAAUAACUACAGUGUGUGUGUUUUGGAUACAGCGCACAAUGCUGCUAAUCUGCUACCCCCUAUUUAUUCUACUUCUUUCGUCUCGAGUCCAUCCAUUGCAUUGAGGUGGGCAUGUGUCCUUUUCGUGAGUGUAUAACAAUAAAAUGGGAGUUCAAUCUCAAACAAGACCCCGUAGGGGAUGUG